Olea europaea var. sylvestris is the source of this 792-nucleotide messenger RNA. RefSeq names its product CHD3-type chromatin-remodeling factor PICKLE-like. Lineage: Eukaryota; Viridiplantae; Streptophyta; Magnoliopsida; Lamiales; Oleaceae. The transcript has 2 exons. The coding region runs from base 76 to 540 and encodes 154 amino acids. The record is from RefSeq and is a predicted model, not a curated record.
UAAUUAUUUUUUCCUAAUGCAGUUCCUGAGGAAGUGUCGAAUGUUACUUGUGACAGCAAAUCAGACCGCUUCGGUAUGGUUCGGCUCUACAAUGAGAUGUGCAAAUUACUUACAGAAAAUGCCCAAGAUUCAGUUGCAGCUCAUAUAGCUAACAAUCCGGCUAGCUUGAAUUUGAGAAGAAAUCUUGCUCCACUGGAAGCGUUUAAUCAAGAGAUAAACCAUAUACUUUCACCAGCAUCCAGAGGAGAUGAGAAGGCGAAUGUUGAAAAACCAAGUUCCUCGUGUAUUCCCCGAGCAGAUGAUUUUGUUCAUGGAGUCGCGGCAGAUACUGGGAUGAAGUUAUCAGCUAUGGAUAUAGACCUUCCAACACAGGGUAAUCUGACAGAAUUGGCUUGUGAUGUUCAUAAUGCAGAACCAUCUACGGCUGAGAUUGAAUGUCCUUUGGAUUUAUCAAGUGGAAUUGCAGAUGUAGAAAUGGAGGCAAAGGACGACGAUAAUUGUAAUCUUAAGAUCAAUGUUGGGAUCGAUGGAAGCACAUAGAAAGUCAAAUUGUUUUGGAUGAUUCAAUCAUAUACAGAAUUGCUGAGAUACAUCCUAAGCAUGGAGAAUGAAGGGUAAUAGAACAAUAUAGUAAUUAAUAAUUACUGCAACUUAGAGAUUAUAGAAGAGUGUAGAUGACUUGGCAGAUUCCUGGUUAUUUAGUGUGUGAAUUGCAUUGUUAAAUUAAAAACUGGCUCUUUUUCCCCCCGAAAAAAAUGUUAUUAAUUGUUUUGUUUCCCAGUUUCUUCGGUU